Chrysoperla carnea is the source of this 2642-nucleotide messenger RNA. Its product is annotated as growth arrest-specific protein 2-like. The record is from RefSeq and is a predicted model, not a curated record. The coding region runs from base 52 to 1374 and encodes 440 amino acids. Gene Ontology annotation, cellular component: actin filament. Gene Ontology annotation, biological process: actin crosslink formation. The transcript is spliced from 7 exons. NCBI's taxonomy places the organism in Eukaryota, Metazoa, Arthropoda, Insecta, Neuroptera, Chrysopidae. Gene Ontology annotation, molecular function: microtubule binding; actin filament binding; cytoskeletal adaptor activity.
AUUACGAAUAAAACGAAGUCAUUCACGGAACAAGGAACCAAAUAGUUUUAAAUGUCAUAUUCAUAUCGUAUUCCAAAUGCGUCUGGGGGUUGUAAAACCCCUGGCCGUUUAAAUCGUAGCAGCUGGGGUCCUAUGACUGGUACAUCAAUACAUAGACCGGAUCCACCAGGCACACCUGAAGAUUAUGCCGAACUAUAUCAAGAACAUGUUCUCUCGACACAAAAUAGACAAUUAUAUCCCUUACAAGAGGAUCUUGCUGACUGGUUGAACAAAACUGUGGGUGUAGAUCAUAUCACAGGAGAAAAUUUCUUCGACGCCUUAGAUAAUGGUGUCAUUGUAUGCCAUUUAGCAAGAGUAAUCCAAGACAAAGCGAGACAUGCAGUGCAUGGCGGUUAUGCGAAAGGCCCUGUACCUGUUAUUCGUGGUCGAUGUUGGGAAACAGCUGCAAGGCGUAGUUUUUUUGCUAGAGAUAAUAUGGAAAAUUUUAUUCAUUUUUGUCGAAAAUUGGGUGUUCAUGAAAAUUUAUUAUUUGAAAGCGAUGACUUAGUGCUUCACGGACAACCUCGGAAUGUUGUUCUUUGCUUGUUGGAAGUAGCGCGUCUUGCUACACGAUUUAAUGUAGAACCACCAGGUUUAGUCCAAUUUGAAAAGGAAAUCGCUGAAGAGGAAUCACAAGAUUCUGGUUUAUCACACAGUUCUUUACUAUCUUGGCAGUUCCACGCAUCUGCCAACAUUAAUUCAAGGAAAUCUGACAAAUUACGACAUAGUAGCUCUUCUUCAGCAAUAUCAACAUCUAGUAUCAAUCACUGGAAUGAUAACUGUGGAGUUGUGCUAUUGACACCAGAACCUCCUUUACCACGAGCCCCAUUACCCACAGCUAUAACUGCGAGUGGUGCCAGUGAUGGCGUACCAUCUGACACAACCGAAGAUGAUUGGUCUCGAGGUAGUGGUGAAGAUCCAGAUAUGGAAAUUGAUACACAAACUGUUGACUUAAAUCCACCACAAAAUGGUCCUAGUGGUGAUCACGGCUCCGGACCAGUGACUGAAUUGGACAAACGAGUACAAAAUGCCACACGUUUAAUGCAAAAAUCUUGCCAUUGCUCUGAUGGAAAAUGUUCAAAAUUAAAAGUAAGAAAGGUUGGAGAAGGACGGUAUAAUAUUGCGGGACGAAAUGUUUUUAUUCGAUUACUAAAAGGCCGACAUAUGAUGGUGCGUGUUGGAGGUGGUUGGGAUACAUUGGAACAUUUCUUAUCACGGCACGAUCCAUGUCAGGUGAGAACACCAUCACGAAAUUCACCAGAUCGACCUGCAUCAGCAGCUAAGUAUCUUCACCGCAGUCCAUUGCCACGAGAAAGAGAUUUUAUCAUGCGAUAGUUGUUGCAAAUCACAAAUUUAUCGCACUUUUAAUUAUGUAAUUUUGUUAUAUAUAAUUUAACAUAGAAACAUCUCAGUUGAUCUCUUAUGAAUUUUGGUUGUGUUUUAGAUAAAAAAUUACAACCUUAUACUCACAUCCGUGCCGCAAAAUAAUUAGAAAGAAGUGUUGGUAGAUGUAAAUUGAUUAGAAUAUGAUAAGAUAAAUUAUUUUUGAGUUUUCGAAGAUAUUGUUCUAAAUUUAUUAGAAUGCCUUUCGAAAAUAAAUGAAAAUCGCGAUUCCAUAUCAAUAGAUACUUGUACUUGAUCAUUUCACAGAAAAUAUCCAAUAUGUCGCUUUCGGUUUCUUUUCGGUACGCUCUCCAAGAGAUACUAUCGAUACAAUCGAAAUAAUUAACGGUCAUGUAAACUUUAAGCAUUUUUAUCUAAACUCGUCAGUUUUUAUUUACUUUCAAGUUUCAUUCAAUGAUCACAAUUCCUGUGACCAUAACAUAGUUAUACAAUCGUUGCGUUCGCAAAUUGUAGAGCUUUAUGGAUGCCCUAAGCCAUAAUGAUUUUAUACAGCUAUUUAAUUUUUUUAGAUUUCCAAUUAAUGCUAGGGUGUUACUAAUGUUGAGUUUUUGAACAAGAAAUUUUUUUAUCCCAAACCAAAAUAAUUUAUAGAUUGGAAAUUUUACCAAACUUUCACAUAUUUAUCAGCAUGCUUUUCACUGUGUAUUUUUUAAAAGUUUGUAAGAAAAUAAAGGAAAAAAACCCCACUUUGAAAGAUUGUGGUUGAUAUAAAUAAAUUAUGUGGUCUUUUGUGAUCGUUAAAUGAAACGAAACUUAUUAAUUCCAUAAAUAAUGGAAACAAAAUGAAAUAAAAAAUGUAAAACUAAUAAAAACACGAAAUUGAAACCAAAAAACAAUGUAAACACUCAUAAAAUACUUUUUUUAAUCAAUGAUUGUCGAAACAAGAGUGUUAUCGAAACUAAUAUAAACCAAGAUCAAGCCGUAAUCGGCACUGUAAGUAUAAAUAACAAGCUAUUGGUCCAAAAAGUACAUUUUUAUGCUAAUGGUAUGGAUUUUGGGCUCGCGGAUACAAAAUUUUUUUGGUUAAAAUAUGAUUACAAUCAAAAUACCAAAAUGAUUAAGAUCUUCUGAGUGCUCUAAAUACGUUUUGUAAUUUGUAAUUAUUUUACAAAGAUCAUCAAUUUUUUUUGUAUGUUGUUAAAUAAUUUACAUUCGUUAUUUAAGUUUAAUAUCAUUAGAAACUUAAGCACAUUAUUAUG